UCCCGUGCCAUAAAUAAAUAAAAAAGUAAUUGUAAUAUUUUGUAAAUAUUAAAACAGGAGUUUUUCGAUUUAAAUGUUGAAAAAACAUAUAUAACAUACAAUUAUUGUCUAUUGACAAUAUAAAAUAAUGGAUCUCCCUCAAAAGUUUUCAGAUCUAUCAUUAGAAAAGAACAAUGGUCACAGUAAAAAGCGUGAUGAUUAUUUAGAUUGGCGAGAAUAUUUUAUGGCUACCGCUUUUUUGGCGGCAAAACGUAGUAAAGAUCCAAGUUUUCAAGUUGGUGCUUGUGUCGUGAAUAAGGAUAAUAAAAUAGUAGGCGUCGGUUAUAAUGGAAUGCCAAUAGGUUGCAGUGAUGAUGAAUUCCCAUGGGGAAAGAAUACUCCAUCACCAUUAGAUAGCAAAUAUCUGUAUGUUUGUCAUGCAGAAAUGAAUGCAAUAUUAAAUAAAAAUUCUGCAGAUGUGAAGGACUGUACAAUAUAUGUUGGACUGUUCCCUUGUAAUGAAUGUGCGAAAAUUAUAAUACAAUCAGGGAUAAAGGAAGUUGUAUACCUGUCUGAUAAGAAUGCUCACAAAUCGAUGUAUAUUGCUUCCAAGAAAAUGUUUGAUGCAGUGGGAAUUAAAUAUUGGCAAUUUAUACCAAGACAUGAAAAAAUUGAAAUCAAUUUUACUGGUAUUGACUGGGAUUGUAUGAGUCCAUCAAAAUAGACUAUAGAAAAAUUUAAGAAUCUUCAUGAUUUGAAGCAUAAUAAUUAUUGUGAUAUGCAAAAUAAUGAAACAAUAUUUGUAAAAUAAAAUUUUAUUACUUUAUGUACAAGUUGACAAACCCUUGGGGCAUGAAAGACUCCAAUUAACAUAAAAACAAUAACUCAAAUGUUAAUGGAAAAAUGUGAAACAAACAUUUACUACAAUAAAAGUAUAAUGUAUUAAUUAA
Leptidea sinapis is the source of this 929-nucleotide messenger RNA. RefSeq names its product deoxycytidylate deaminase. The coding region runs from base 128 to 703 and encodes 191 amino acids. Gene Ontology annotation, molecular function: zinc ion binding; dCMP deaminase activity. Gene Ontology annotation, cellular component: cytoplasm. The record is from RefSeq and is a predicted model, not a curated record. NCBI's taxonomy places the organism in Eukaryota, Metazoa, Arthropoda, Insecta, Lepidoptera, Pieridae. Gene Ontology annotation, biological process: dUMP biosynthetic process; dTMP biosynthetic process. The transcript has 5 exons.